Molecule: messenger RNA, 5439 nt
Organism: Daldinia vernicosa
Lineage: Eukaryota; Fungi; Ascomycota; Sordariomycetes; Xylariales; Hypoxylaceae
Product: DUF1709-domain-containing protein
Exons: 6
Coding region: 441-4757 (1438 amino acids)
Molecular function (GO): GTP binding
Source: RefSeq, a predicted model, not a curated record
GGUCACUGUUAUUAUCAUCACAACAUUUGUUCUCUUCUCAAUUCUUGUAGAAGAAAGGAGAUAAUCUUUCACUUGGUAAAUUACACACACCAUUGACGUGUGUUCUUUAUUUUCUUUUUUCCCUUCUUGACCCCGUAACGAUAUCUUUUUAGCAACCGUCCUCAGCCUUUUCGGCGUUACCUACUUUCAGCCGCUUGUAAACAUUACAGCUGUCACCGAUUGGUGCUUGGUGCGUCAACCUAGCAACCCUAUAACUUGCCAAAACAACUCUUAAGCGCCAUUCUCGAAUUGUGCAUCUUUGUAGGCCGCAUAUUCUGCACCGCACCGCCACGAGACUUGAACAUACAUCUCACACAUCUUGUAACCCGUUUUUUUAUUUCUCCAUUGGGAGAUAUGAAUCACCAAUAAUCGCGAGAUAGUCUGCAAGUUUUCCUUUCAGUAUGGCCUCUGAUGGGCAACCUGUAACGCAGCCUUUGCGUAUUGCUAAGAACAACACUCCAGCUACAUCGCCAAUUAAGAGUAGCAUUCCACGUCCGUUGUCUGAGAUCUCAGCCACUGAGCAGCGACGAAACUCACCGAGCUGGAAUCCUUCACCAAAGAAGAUGGGUCUUAAUACCGAUUCAUCUCCAUUCCAGUCAUCUCCUCUGGACGGUACAACUUCACCGCGCCUGUUUUGGCAGAAUCGCAAUGUCAAUAAUCGCAUCGAAAACGACUUGUAUGGAGGUCGUGCUGGUUCCCCGUCGCCUACUAGGCGUUCCUCUAUUGAGCGACUGCAGAAGGCGUCCCGUGUAAAAAAUAGUACCAUGUUUGCCCGAGAACAAAAACAAGAAUACGACCCUAUGCGUAUACCAGCAAUCGAGCGUCCUCUUGCUAAGGUCCAAGGAAAUGCUUUCGCCAACAACUUUCGAUCAAGCCAUGGCCGCUCAGAUAGCCAGACCAGUAUCUCUCUAUACACUCCUACAAAGACUGGCUCUCAAUCGUCUCCCGCUCCUACUGGCUCUCAACCCCCCAGUCCAAGCAAAGACCAAGCAUCUCCGGCUAAGUCAUCACUUUCUUCAGCCCGCCUCAAGAGCAGCCAAGAUUUACAUAGUGACGUUUUCUCGGAUAUGUCAUUCGAAGACCACGAACUCCCAAGUGGUAGGUCACUCCACCGCCACGCCAAGUCUGUUACCUUCGAUGCUGCCCCACCUCAGAUUAAUGAGUACGAAAUGGCAACCCCUGAUAUGUCUUCUGUUGGCACAAACUCGCGAGAAGGCAGUUAUGAUGAUGACGACGACGACGAUGAUGACUAUAUCUAUGGACAUUAUCCUGGGGGUGAGAUGGACGGACAGGAUGACAGUUUUGAUGCGACACUAGAAGACACAGACAAGACUCCAGUUGUCGGGCCUGAUGAUUGGCGUCAAGAUCGGGACACGCGCUUUGAUAGCAGUCCAAUGCCUGAGGGUGCCUUGUCACAAGCCAUGUCUCCACAAUCACAGCAUUCUCGUACAGAUUCAUCAACAUCUAGUAGUGAACAUCGACCUCUACCCCCUCUUCCGGGGAUGGGCCAUGCCCGGUCCCAGUCUGCAUCUUCAAAUGGGCUGUCUGCUACUGCAGAACGUAUGUUAGGCUCUCCUCGAAGUCUCCCAUCGCCACCUCCUGCUUCAAUAAGCAAGUCUGAUAUCCACAAUAUUGGCAAUGGUAGCAUGUCUUUGGAAGAGCGACUUAAGCUCAUGAUGCUGGACGAGACAAGUCCCAAGUCUGACAGCUCUGCAAAGACUUUCGCUGAACAACAGCGGGAGCGUCGCAUGCGACGAGCUGGAGGCCGUGAUAGGGUUACAAGCCCCACUCCAGGCCAUGACGAUCAUGAUGACCAUGAAGAUCAUGAAGACCAUGAAGACCACGAGGGCCAUGAGGAUCACGAAGACCGAGAUGAUGAAGGUAAUGAGGAGGACGACACUGUUGGUGAUCUAUCCGGACUGGAUAUGGAUUACCAGCUUCCAAGUAUUUCCCGACAAUCCAUUCUGCGCCGUGUUAAUGGCAACAGGGCACUUGAGCAAGAAUCUGAAUUCACAUUCAUGUCGCCAGGUCCUGAACCGGGCCUCACUCGCGACGCUCCUUAUGAUCCUGAUGUUCCUAUCGCUAGUAUCGAAGACUCAAUUCUUGAUGAUGGUGAGGAGUCGAAUGAAGAUAGUGUGGUUCAUCACGAGAGCGAAGAUGAUAAAGGUGAUGUCUAUGACCUAUACCAACGGUCUGAAGAUGGAGAUGCUGCGUCGCAAAAAGAUGACCAUGAUGACCAGGACGACAGUGAUGAUCACGAUGAUCACAGUGAUCAUGAUGACCACGAUGAUGAUGAUACGGAGAGUCAAUACUCUGAUGAGGUUGAGAAGCCCCAGCCCGUGGACGCACAGCCUGAAGAAGAAUCAGUCACGACUCCUCGAGCUGCGAGCCCAGCCCUUGAAGGUGCUAUCACAAACUUCAGCGCUACCCUUCCCCAGAUAACAAGUUCGUCUAAGGACGUAGAAUUCACUCGUAGCCUACAAUCACAUAUGCUUCCAAAGCCUAAGGAAGCAGGUGCUCUCACGCACUCGGAAAGCCACAAAGUGUCGGAUGCAGACUCUUAUUUACAACGGUCAAAGACCCCAGAAAGACCUAUAUCGAAGCCGGUAUAUGAUGGUUCUGGAUGGGGAGAUCCCGAAGAGGAUGAAUAUGAAUCAGAGGAGCCAGGUACUCCUGAAUCUGUCAUCCACCAUCCUAUAUCUGAUGAUGAGGAAGAAGAGUACGAAGAUGAACUUGAGGAAGUUGAGGAGGUUGAAGAAAUUGAAGACGUUGAAGGAGUCAGAGAAGCCCAAGAAGUCGAAGAAGCUAAAGAGAUCGAGGAAUUUUUAAUCGAGUCGCCUGCCAUUCCUGAGCGGGAAGCUACCAUUAAAUCUUCUUCAGGAUCCAAGCUGAAGACUCGCGCUUCUGCCACCCCGUCCGACAUUGUGUCCAUGCGUGAGGCUCGCCGACAAGUAAGCCGAGAAGUAGCACCCGUGGUCCCACCAAUUCCUGACCGGCAUCGUAACCGUCUUUCUCGGGAUUUAGCACCUGAUACUCUCGAGGUCCCCACUGGUGACGACUAUAUUGAGCGACACCCAAGCUUUAAACAGCGUAGUUUAACUUUGGAUCUUGACUUGGGUCUCAGUCUUGAUCAGGACUUUGAGCGGGUCAUUGAGGCACAAAAGCGAGGUUACCUUAUGCGCCAGAACACCAAACUCGUUACUGCAAGCGACAAAGAGACCGAAGAAGCUCGAGCUGGUACCCGUUCUGCUGGCAAUUCUCCAAUUAAGCAGCAACGACCUCAAUCGUGGACUGUUGAACCUUGGAAUGGUAAGCACAGGAAAAGCAUCAAGAAGAGACACGCACCAAGUAUCAACGGUCAAGUACCACCUCUACCAGGUCAUGAAAGCAACUCGACAACGAUGAAUUCAUUACCCGAAGAAGAUAGCCACGAGCUGGCGACAGAAGAAUGUGGCGAGCGAGGCAGAUUGUUUGUCAAGGUAAUGGGCGUGAAAGAUCUUGAUCUUCCCUUGCCUAAGAAUGAACGAACAUGGUUUAGCCUCACUCUCGACAACGGAGUACACUGUGUGACCACAUCCUGGCUGGAGCUGGCACGUAACGCUCCGAUCGGCCAGGAGUUUGAGCUUGUUGUCCCUAACGAAUUGGAAUUCCAACUUACCCUCAACGUGAAGUUGGAGAAGCCGCCGCCUGAGCGCGUAACAGUCGCGCCAACUAAGGCGGUAAAACCCAAGCCAUCUACCUUUUCUCGUGUCUUCGCUAGCCCCAAGAAGCGAAAGGAGAUGGAAGCUCGUCUACGUGCCGAAGAGGAAGCCUACGCUCAGGCCCAGCGCGACGCCGCUACGAAGCAGAGGAAUGUUGUACCCACGGCGUGGGACCUACUAUCUCCUCUUGCGGCAGAGGACGGAACCUUCGCGCGCGCAUACGUCUGCCUUAAGGAGCACGAAUCCCGCUGCUAUGGACGACCUUAUAUGGCAGAGAUUGCGACUUUUAACGAAUGGGCUACCGAGGAGCCUAACUUCGCCAACAGCGUCAAGAGCAAGCGCUCUGGAGUUCCUAGCAACUCGGUUGUGCGUCGCGCACCUUACAAGAUCGGCAAACUAGAAGUGCAACUUCUCUUCGUGCCGCGACCUAAAGGAUCAACGAAUGAUGACAUGCCAAAGAGCAUGAAUAUGUGCAUCCGCGAGUUGAAGGCAGCCGAGGAGAGACUAUCCAGGAACUGGGAGGGUCACCUAAGCCAGCAAGGAGGAGAUUGCCCCUACUGGCGCCGCCGCUACUUCAAGCUUGUCGGUACUAAGCUUACCGCUUAUCACGAAACAACCCGUCAACCUCGUGCCACAAUCAACCUCUCCAAUGCCAAGCGACUCAUUGACGACCGACGGCAGCUGACUGACCCCGAGACCACGGGUCGCGGCGGAAAGAGACGUCGCUCUGCCUUCGCGGAAGAGGAAGAAGGCUACAUGUUUGUUGAGGAGGGUUUCCGUAUCCGCUUCAAUAACGGCGAGAUUAUCGAUUUCUACGCCGACACCCGCGAAGACAAGCAAGGCUGGAUGAAGGUCCUCGGCGACGUCAUCGGUCGAACCGGGGAAGAGGAAGACAGCACCGGCGCUCCCAGUUCCCGCAGGAAGUGGUGUGAACUCGUCCUUAAGCGGGAAGAGAUGCUUCGAAAGCGCGCCGAGACCAGACGAGUUCAUUCGAGGACUAAGAGCAUGAUCGUCUAAGUCUCAGAUGGCUCUGCCAAGCUCUCAUGAUUAAUAUCUCGCGACAGAAAAACGAAGAAACGACAAUUAUGCCCGAUAUGAUCUGUUGACCUGCAUACGAAUGAAUUCAUGAUCAUCAAUACGCUACUUGAGUUCGCCCUUCUAUCUUGCGAUUUUGCCAUAACUCCGGUUUUGUUCUAUCGUCCACUUGGUUCUUUUGACAGACAACACCGCGACCAGUUUGGCUUACUAUUACACACCCACGCAACUUUCUCGUUCUGGCUCCGGAAGUACAGGAUUCUUUUGUUUCAUAAUUCUGGUUCCUUGUACAGGUCCAAUUAAUCACGACGACCGAUUGUUACUUGUUACUUUGUUUGUUUGUUUUUGUUUUUAGCACGCCUGGAUGCUCACGCAACAAAAAGAUUCUUUUUUUUUUUUUUUCGCAGAAGUUGGAGACGGAGAUAGUGUGAGACAAGAUAAUUUGGAAGGUUGUCCCCUCCCAAGACAUCAACCAAGUAAGCCUGGAGCUAUGAAGGCUGGUCAACUCCGCCCCCUUCAAGGAAGUGAUGGCAUGCAUGGCGCCCGGGCGAGAGGGGAGUUUUUACUUAGGGACGUUAGGUUGUGAGGAUUUUGUAGUUAAGGGAUUGCUCGUUGCUAGCUCUGCUUAUUUGUAUUUUGACAGUAAUAAAAUCAUUACUUGCAA